Molecule: messenger RNA, 1182 nt
Organism: Saccharomyces mikatae IFO 1815
Lineage: Eukaryota; Fungi; Ascomycota; Saccharomycetes; Saccharomycetales; Saccharomycetaceae
Gene: KTR1
Product: alpha-1,2-mannosyltransferase KTR1
Exons: 1
Coding region: 1-1182 (393 amino acids)
Biological process (GO): protein O-linked glycosylation; cell wall mannoprotein biosynthetic process; protein N-linked glycosylation
Cellular component (GO): membrane; Golgi apparatus
Molecular function (GO): alpha-1,2-mannosyltransferase activity
Source: RefSeq, a predicted model, not a curated record
AUGGCGAAGAUCAUGGUCCCAGCUAGCAAGCAGCCUAUCUAUAAAAAAUUAGGUCUACUUUUGGUUGCUGUAUUUGCCGUUUAUGUAUUCUUUCAUGGUGCUCAAUAUGGUAGAAGUCAAUCUCUCACUCCGAAAUACCAAACCGUACAAUCCGUUGAUUCAGGCUAUAAAUACCUCACAGUGGAUGUACCAAAGUAUUCAGGUCCUCGUGAAAAGGCUACUUUUGUUACUUUGGUACGUAAUAGAGAUCUUUAUUCAUUGGCCGAAUCUAUCAAGUCGGUUGAAGAUAGAUUCAAUUCCAAGUUCAAUUAUGAUUGGGUCUUUUUGAAUGACGAAGAGUUCACUGAUGAAUUCAAGAACGUUACAACUGCCUUGGUUAGUGGUACGACGAAAUACGGUGUCAUCCCAAAGGAGCAUUGGUCCUUUCCUGAGUGGAUUGAUCAAGAAAAAGCUGCUCAAGUGAGGAAAGAAAUGCGCGAUAAUAAAGUCAUCUAUGGUGAUUCCAUUUCUUACAGACAUAUGUGUCGUUUUGAAUCAGGUUUCUUUUACAAGCAUCCUUUGUUGAAUGAUUACGAUUGGUAUUGGCGUGUAGAACCUGAUAUCAAGUUGCACUGUGAUAUCAACUACGAUGUUUUCAAAUUCAUGAAAGAUAAUAAAAAAAAGUAUGCCUUCGCCAUUUCUAUCAAGGAGUAUGAAGCUACCAUUCCCACUUUAUGGGAAACUACCCGUGAAUUCAUGAAGUUACAUCCGGAUCUUAUCCAUGAAAACAAUAUGUUAGACUUUGUGAGUGACGAUGAGGGUCUUUCAUACAAUUUGUGUCAUUUUUGGUCUAAUUUUGAAAUUGCAUCAUUGGAUUUAUGGAGAUCUCCAGCAUACACCGCAUACUUUGAUCACUUAGAUAAAAAUGGUGGAUUUUUCUAUGAAAGGUGGGGUGAUGCUCCUGUACAUUCUAUUGGUGCUGCCUUGUUCUUGGAUCGUUCUGAAAUUCAUCAUUUUGGUGACAUUGGUUAUUACCAUGUUCCAUUCCACUCCUGUCCAAUAGACACAGGUAUCAGGAUUAUGAACAAGUGUGACUGUGAUCCAAACCAAGAUUUUACUUGGCACAGUUAUUCGUGCACUAGUAAAUUUUAUAAUGUGAACAUGUUGCGUAAACCUACUGGUUGGCAGAAACACAUCGGCUAG